GGCGCAGAGUUACGAUCACGCCGCUGCCAUUUUAGCGCACGGCGAGAGACGCGCUACCGCACAAAGAGUCGACACAAAUAAACAAUGCGCAAAUAAUCACCGUCUGCAGCUAGUUUAUUUGUGAUAGUAGCGCUGUCGACAUUUCUUCACCCGGACCGCAUUCAUAUUCCAGGAUGUCCACCGAACCUGCACCAGACCAGGCGGCGGAGUACAUCCCAGAGAAGGUGAAGAAGGCAGAGAAGAAGUUGGAAGAAAAUCUGUAUGACCUCGACGCUUGGAGCAUACUGAUUCGAGAAGCACAGAAUCAACCCAUAGACAAAGCAAGGAAGACAUAUGAGCGACUUGUCGCCCAGUUUCCCAGUUCGGGCAGAUUCUGGAAACUAUACAUUGAAGCUGAGAUCAAGGCUAAAAACUAUGACAAGGUUGAAAAGUUAUUUCAAAGGUGCUUAAUGAAGGUUCUGCACAUUGACCUGUGGAAGUGCUACCUCUCAUAUGUCCGUGAAACCAAAGGAAAACUGCCCAGCUAUAAGGAAAAGAUGGCGCAGGCUUACGAUUUUGCCUUGGAUAAGAUUGGAAUGGAGAUUAUGUCCUAUCAGAUUUGGGUGGAUUACAUCAAUUUCCUCAAAGGAGUAGAGGCCGUGGGGUCAUACGCAGAGAAUCAGCGCAUCACAGCCGUUAGACGUGUGUACCAGAGGGGCUGCGUCAACCCCAUGAUUAACAUUGAACAGCUAUGGAGGGAUUACAGUAAAUAUGAAGAGGGCAUAAAUGUGCACUUGGCCAAAAAGAUGAUUGAAGACCGGAGCAGGGACUACAUGAACGCCAGAAGAGUUGCCAAGGAGUAUGAGACAGUGAUGAAGGGUUUGGACCGGAACGCCCCCUCAGUGCCACCCCAGAACUCCCCACAGGAAGCCCAGCAGGUGGAGAUGUGGAAGAAAUACAUCCAAUGGGAGAAGAGCAACCCACUGCGCACAGAAGAUCAGACACUCAUCACCAAGAGAGUUAUGUUUGCCUAUGAGCAGUGUCUUUUGGUACUGGGACAUCAUCCUGACAUCUGGUACGAGGCUGCCCAGUACCUGGAACAGUCCAGUAAACUGCUGGCGGAAAAAGGGGACAUGAAUAAUGCCAAGCUGUUCAGUGACGAGGCAGCAAACAUUUACGAGCGUGCCAUAGGAACUCUACUCAAGAAGAACAUGCUGCUUUAUUUCUCUUUUGCAGAUUAUGAAGAGAGUCGCAUGAAGCAUGAGAAAGUUCAUAGUAUAUACAAUCGCCUUCUGGCAAUAGAAGACAUUGACCCCACAUUGGUUUACAUUCAGUACAUGAAGUUUGCCAGAAGAGCCGAGGGCAUCAAGUCCGGCCGCUCCAUCUUUAAGAAGGCCAGAGAGGACCCUCGGACACGGCAUCAUGUGUACGUCACUGCUGCUCUUAUGGAAUACUACUGCAGCAAGGACAAAUCUGUGGCCUUUAAAAUAUUUGAGCUUGGACUAAAGAAAUAUGGUGACAUUCCUGAGUACAUUUUGGCCUACAUUGAUUACCUCUCUCAUCUAAAUGAGGACAACAACACCCGAGUCCUGUUUGAGAGAGUCCUUACGUCUGGAAGUAUGUCCCCUGAGAAAUCUGGUGAAAUCUGGGCACGCUUCCUGGCCUUUGAGAGCAACAUCGGGGAUUUGGCCAGUAUCCUAAAGGUGGAGCGAAGGCGCUUCCUGGCCUUCAAGGAUGAGUAUGAGGGCAAGGAAACAGCUCUGCUAGUGGACCGAUACAAAUUCAUGGAUCUGUAUCCCUGCUCCCCCUGUGAGCUCAAAGCCCUCGGCUACAAGGACGUGUCUCGUGCCAAGUAUGCAGCACUGAUCCAAGAGGCAGUGGUCACUCCCUCUGCCCCAGCACUGAAAGACGAGGUAGACCGCAAACCCGAAUACCCCAAACCUGACACCAGCCAGAUGAUUCCUUUCCAGCCACGCCAUCUUGCACCUCCUGGACUGCACCCUGUUCCUGGAGGAGUCUUUCCUGUUCCUCCCACUGCUGUUGUCCUCAUGAAGCUGCUGCCUCCUCCCAGCUGUUUUACAGGUCCCUUUGUGCAAGUAGAUGAGUUAAUGGAAUCUUUCAGAAGAUGUGUACUGCCAGAGACGGUAGACGGUGCUGUAGAGUUGAUCACUGGCAAACAGUUAGAGAUGGCCAGCGAAGGCAACGGGCCUGUGGAGAACCACACUUUGGCAAAUAAAUCCUUGAAAAGACCAAACGCCGAUUCGGAUGAGGAGGAAGACAAAGGAUCCAUCGCACCUCCCAUCCACGACAUCUACCGAGCACGGCAGCAGAAGAGGAUCCGAUGAGCCAGCCCAAAACACACACACUUCUGAAUGAACAACACACAUGCCCACCUCACACCUCACUGAAGGCAUAUUGACUCCAACUUCCACCCUGGUUUUACUGUGAAGCCUGCACACCUACACUGAACCGGCCAGUGGAUGACGUACAGGAAUGUAUCCCUCGGUGUUGACUUGUGUUUGAGAGCAGUGGUUUGUGACUCAUUGUGACUGACUCAUCGCUAGAGAUAAUUGAAUACUGUCUCUGAUGUUCAUUUUUGUUCAGUGCUUUAACUUUUUUUUUUUUAACCAUUUUAUUUUUUAAAACUGAGUGGUUUAUGCUGUAUAAAGUUUUUAUUCUGAUUUGCCUCAUAGUUCUAAACUUGCCAUGUGUAGUUCUGGUGAUGGAAAAGUUGAUCAUUUUGUAGUGAACUGAGGAUCACACACAACUUCCAAUAAAACGGUAUCUGCUGGUU
Myxocyprinus asiaticus (Chinese sucker) is the source of this 2773-nucleotide messenger RNA. RefSeq names its product cleavage stimulation factor subunit 3. The transcript is spliced from 21 exons. Gene Ontology annotation, biological process: mRNA 3'-end processing. NCBI's taxonomy places the organism in Eukaryota, Metazoa, Chordata, Actinopteri, Cypriniformes, Catostomidae. Bases 174 to 2324 code for a protein of 716 amino acids. Gene Ontology annotation, molecular function: mRNA binding; protein binding. The record is from RefSeq and is a predicted model, not a curated record. Gene Ontology annotation, cellular component: nucleus.